This is a messenger RNA of Clunio marinus, 1725 nucleotides long. NCBI's taxonomy places the organism in Eukaryota, Metazoa, Arthropoda, Insecta, Diptera, Chironomidae. The record is from the annotation of a GenBank genome assembly.
AUGAGUGAAAACCUACUAUCAAAUUGCAGACUUUGCAAUUAUCAAUGUGACAAGCGAUUAAUGCUCAAUAUUUUCGACGAAUCAUCGGGUUAUAGUGAAAAAAUCGAAAGUUACUUGAGUUUAAAGGUUUUUUCAACAGAUAACUCAUCACAUGUUUGCUUUCACUGCUCCCAAACUUUAGAUAACUUUCACAACUUUGCUACAAAAAUAAAAGCGAUACAGAAAAUUAUUUAUCCGGAACAAUUUCAGAUUCAAGAAAUAGCUUAUGAAAUUUGUGUUUUUCCACAACCGGAAGCUAACAUUGAAAAUGAGAAGAUUGACGCAGAUGAAAAUUUUGAAGAGGUUGUUUAUCAACCUCUCAAUAAGAAUAAUCAUCAACAUAAGGAAAUUAAAAUUUCAUCCACAAUCCGUACAAGAUCAAAACGAGAGAGAAAUGAAAAUUUUUUUGAUAAUCUUUUGAUGCCAACAAAAGUUAUUAAAAAAGCACCAGAAAAAGUUGAAGAAGAACAGACAUCGUACCGUUCCUUCGACUUCGAAGAAAAUCAUCAAAGUAUAAAAAUAGACCAAAAUGAUUCUUCUUGCAGUGAAGUCUCAGAAGAAACAAACAGUUCAGAAUGGCCAUCAGCUCAUAAAACUAAGAAUAUACCAUCACAGUUAGUUUCUCAGAAUGGUCUUUUAAUUUAUAAGGGCAAGAAACUCAUGCGUAUGAUGUCAAGUUUCUACAAUGCCAACUGUGAAAGUUGCGGCUCAAAAUAUAAACGACUGAAUGACUUAUUCACACAUUAUGAGAUUUCCCACGAAUGUGAACCUUUUGUGACAUGUUGCCAAAUAAAAUUAACUAAAUUACCACGAAUGAUUUGGCAUUUUGUCAAACACAUUCAACCUGAACUUUUCAAAUGCAAUAUUUGUUCAUAUAUUGUGUCACGACCAAAGUUUCUUCAAUUACAUCUUCAAACUCAUUCAACAACAGCAGAACGACCGUACUCUUGUGACAAAUGUGACAAAAGAUUCAUUUGGAAAGGUGCUCUCAAAUCUCAUCUGAUCAAUCAUCAACCAGAAGCGGAAAGAAAAGUCUUCCUUUGUUUAUUAUGCAAUCGAAAGUAUCAAAGUGCUGGCUCACUUGCAUCGCAUAAGAAAGCAACGCAUGGCGAUAAUUCAGCAAAAACACGAAAUCUUUGUGAAAUUUGCAGCAAAAGUUUCUCCACAAUAACGUCUUAUAAGGAACACAUGAUAACGCAUAGCAAAGACAGUGUAAAACUUCAAUUAAAAUGCGAGGAAUGUGGAAAAUGGUUGAAGAAUAAUCGGUGUCUUAAAUCUCACAUGUUGUUGCACGCAAAUAUUGAUUAUAAAUGUACAAUUUGUGAUUAUGUUACGAAGAAAGAAAAACUUUUAAAGAAUCAUGUCAUUACAAGGCACACAUCAGAUCGUCCAUGGACAUGUGAAGAGUGCAAUAAAAGUUUUAAAAUUAAACGAGCUUUAGCCAUUCAUAAGAGACAAAGUCAUGGAGUUGAAGCAAUAAAAGGAAAAACUUGUGAAUUCUGUGGAAGAAAAUUUGCAAAUGCAUCAAAUUAUUAUACUCAUCGGAAAAAUUUCCAUUCAAAAGAUUUGCAAUCAAAAAUUGACAAGAAAAAUGAAGAAGAACAAAUGAAACGCAUUAAGAUUGGAUUGGAGACUUCUUCAAGCAAUAUUGUGGGGCGUAGUCUUGUAUCUGGGAUUGACAAUUGA